Molecule: messenger RNA, 891 nt
Organism: Aspergillus bombycis
Lineage: Eukaryota; Fungi; Ascomycota; Eurotiomycetes; Eurotiales; Aspergillaceae
Exons: 4
Coding region: 1-891 (296 amino acids)
Biological process (GO): protein transport
Cellular component (GO): cytoplasm
Source: RefSeq, a predicted model, not a curated record
AUGGAUCUUCAAGUACGACUCGAUCAGGAAUGGGGAGCCUACACAGAAAAAGACACUGUGUCUGGCCAGCUAGUCCUCCGUAACAAGGCGCCGGUGAAUAUCUCAACAAUUAUAGUCAAGUUGUUUGGGAUAGCAACGUCGCGACUAAAUUCUGGGAAAUAUAUCGAGUCCCAUCAGUUAUUCCAAAGGGUUCAAAAUGUUUUCCCACCUCAGAAGAUGGCAGAGAUGCCCGGUUCCAGAAGUCUAACUGUCGGCUGUGGGACACACGUCUUUCCGUUCUCCCUCACGACUCGCAAUAUCCUUUUCUACCCCGUGCACGGCUUUAGCCUUCCAAAAAGCAUACUAGGAAGAAGAUGUCUUCUCCCCAUCAGCCAUGAUUCUGUCGGAUCCUGCAGCCCACUGGCAUACCAGGUUGACGUCGAACUGCUGAACGGACAGUGCUUACUUCUAGGCUAUCCUAUUCCACUGAAGAUCAAGCUCACCAAGGUCGGAGACAGAGAAUGCUUCGUAUGGUUGAAUGACUUCCAGACCAUGCUCGUGGGAUCAACGGAGACGCAUGCCUCUGGGCUUGUCGAGAAAGACACACACUUCCAGGUCAUACAAACCAUGUCGAACAUCCAUCACGUUGUCAGCCAUGAUCGGGCCCUACAUGGGGCUGAAUUAUGUAUUGGGGAUAGUCUCUGGAACAAACAUCGACUACCAAUCGCGCUCACACCGUCGUUUGAGACCUGCAAUAUCAGUCAAACAUAUACGCUCGAAGUCAGACUAGGCCUGCAAUGUGGCUACUCUAAGUUCAGGACGACGAUAUUGGAGUUUAGUUUCCCGGUUCAUCUCACACCUCCAUCGAUGGAUCCCGACCCGUAUGAGGCGAAAUCUGCUAAGCUGUUCUAA